This is a messenger RNA of Magnusiomyces paraingens, 1938 nucleotides long. RefSeq lists its product as uncharacterized. Gene Ontology annotation, biological process: formation of translation preinitiation complex; translational initiation. The record is from RefSeq and is a predicted model, not a curated record. Lineage: Eukaryota; Fungi; Ascomycota; Dipodascomycetes; Dipodascales; Dipodascaceae. Bases 1 to 1938 code for a protein of 645 amino acids. Gene Ontology annotation, molecular function: translation initiation factor activity; RNA binding. The transcript is spliced from 2 exons.
AUGUUUAAACACAAAGCUCAGAUCAAACCGUAUUCGAACCUUAAGAGUUCUGCGCGGCGCCAGUUGUUGCAAUCGAUUUGUGUCUACUAUUCCCUUGACGAAUCGCAACUUUUGCCCGAAACUAAACAUGAGUUGCUGCCCAAGGAAAUUCGCCACGCACGCGCCAUGCUUCACACAACAAACCAGAAGAUUAUCAUUUAUUCUGACGAAGACUUGAAACCUCUGUGGUUUAAGUUUGAAAGUAGCGGAAUUCUUAUCCCUACGAUGUUAACACUUUGGCGUUGCCCCUAUCUGGCCAAAGGUCGAAUCAUCUACACCCCGCUGCAUGUUUUGGAAAUUAUUCAAGGCGGUGCUGAUCUCAUGAUUCCCGGUUGCUUUGCACCAUACCCAGAUCUUCACAAGGGUGAUGUGGUUGUGUAUUGCUCCAUCCCAGAGCAAAUUCCCAUUGGUGUAGGUCUUGUACUUGUUAGCGAGACGAAAUCACUUGAAAGAAGCAUGAAGGGCAAGGCCGCACAGACGGUUCAUACGUUGGGAGAUACCCUCGUUUCCGCUUAUAAAAAUGAGCUAGCCAUUACCCCGGAGUUAGCAUUUGAUUAUAGCCUACCUUAUGGUGCCCAAGCUGAAGACUUGACUACUAAGGUUGCAGAAUUAUCUACAGAGGAUCAGGAACAGGCUGAAGAAUCAGAGCAAAAUCAACAAAAUGGGGAAGAAAAUUUUGAAAAGAAACAACCCGAAGAACAGUCAGCUGGAGACGAACUAGAUCAAGAACAAGUACAAGAGCAAACAGAAAUACAAGAGUCUACGGAAGAUGCUGAAAGUGACGGCGAGGGAGAAAAAUUGUCAACCGCUGAAGUGGAUGAAGUGUUUAAAACUGCUUUACUCCAAACAGUUUUUAAAUCAAUUGAUGACGGUGCUAUCAUCCAAACACCAAUCUCUGCAUCUCAACUUUUGGGAAGCCACGUUCUAGUUAACCUUCCAUUGACACCACUUCAACAACAACAUUUGCAAUUAUCAAUCAAGAAGACCUCAUGGAAAAAAGCCACCAAGUUUUUCAAGGCAAUGGAAAAAGAAGGGCUUCUUAAAACUAAAGAUCACAAGGAUGAUUUGAUGAUUGUAUCCCUUGCAGGACUGGAACACCCACUAUUGCAAAAGUAUGAGCCAUAUGAGGUGGUUAAAAAGAAAAAGACCGGCCCUUCACAACCUACAACACCCAAGAGUGAUGGCCAACUCGUCGCAAUUGAAUUGUGGAAACCUCAUUCUGCUGCCGUCCCCUUUUUUAAUGUGUGUGCGGCCAAAGCACCGGAAAAGUUUUCUGGUGGUCUUUACUACGACACUGACGGACUUAAGAUAAGACUUGUUUGGUACAUAAACCAACAAAAGUUAGUAAACCCUAAGGACAAGAAGACUAUUAUAGCAGAUGACAUACUUGUUGGUGCGUUUGGAUUGCCUAAACAGGCUGCACUUAAUGAUGCGCUGCGUGUCGUGGGCCGUGACAAGAUUGUAACCAUGCUACAAAAACAGUGCACACCAUUUCACAUUAUUUACGAUCCCAAGGAUCCUGUGCUGCAACAGUUUAAAGAUGCCAAGGGUGCGCUGGCAGCUGAAGACGUUGCGCGUGCGCUCAAGCCGGCCAAAGGUGGCGUGCCACACAUUGUCGUUGCAACAGAACGCCGUGGUGGCAACAAGACAGUGACUACAGUGACUGGCCUUGAGGCGUUUGGCAUUGAUGCUGUUGAUUUUGCUGAAGAACUUCGCAAGGCGUGCGCAGGUUCAACUUCAGUAAAUAACGUGAAGCAGGGCGCAAAUGAAAUUAAAAGUGUACUGGUACAAGGACCUCAAGUCAAGGCGGUGGAGACAUCACUACAAAAGCGUGGGGUGCGUCCUACUUGGAUCACAGUCAAUGACAAGGUUGGCGGUGGCAAGAAGGGAAAGAAAUGA